This is a messenger RNA of Morus notabilis, 701 nucleotides long. RefSeq lists its product as uncharacterized. Bases 232 to 567 code for a protein of 111 amino acids. The record is from RefSeq and is a predicted model, not a curated record. NCBI's taxonomy places the organism in Eukaryota, Viridiplantae, Streptophyta, Magnoliopsida, Rosales, Moraceae. The transcript is spliced from 4 exons.
AUCCAUUUAGGACAAAAUUUUUCCCUCUUUCUUUCGUUUCCUCUGUCUCUAUACGCACAAGGGAUUCUCCACGCACAGGCCCCUCGACUUCUCCUUCUCCAGCCCAGCCCUCAAUUCUACCCAUCUUUACCGCCGGCCACCACCGCUGCACCGCCCACUCCCGCCGGCCACUACCACCGCGACGCCAGUAUCACCCACGGCCACUCACGGACGAGGACGAGUUUCACGCCAAUGUCACCCACUCCGCUGGCUGCCGGCCUUUGUACUUGUCAUCAUGCCCAGUCUCGCCGGCUGCCGCCAUGCCGGUACCAUGUAGAAGGCCGAAUUUCCUUUUCAGGGGGACUGGUCAAUCUGUUUGAUGGAGUUGCUUUAUGUAUACUUAACCGAGCCAUGAAGAAACGUUACCUAUGGAAGCAUCCCAUCGGAGGAAACACGGUGGCAACGGUGGAGGACGAGGAGAAGGCAAUGGGAGAGGCUAUGGCUUCGCCUGAGUCGUCGCUCCAACCUCAAUCAGCAAGAGCUAAAGCGUUUUUGGGACACCCAAUUUGUAUUAUUUUUGACGAUUGAGACCUUAAGAAAUAUUUGUAUUAUUACUUUUGAUAUUUCUAUACAUACUAUUAAGUUGAUAGAUAUUAUAAUCUCUGUGAACUCUUUAGGUAAGGAAUGUUGUCGUAUUGGUAUUUUGAGAAUGUAAACAAUCU